Molecule: messenger RNA, 1702 nt
Organism: Meleagris gallopavo (turkey)
Lineage: Eukaryota; Metazoa; Chordata; Aves; Galliformes; Phasianidae
Source: RefSeq, a predicted model, not a curated record
AUGCCCAGCACAUGUUACCCACUAAUCCUUUCAUCUCCUACAGAGUUAGAGCAUGAGGCUCAACGACAGCAAAAUAAGAAACUUGAAGGGAAAGAAAAUCAUCAGCCUGACAAGUAUUCGGGGGAAGUUCCUGAGAACAGAGUGGAGGUUGUUGUUGCAAAUUUGACAGUGAUGGACCGGGACCAGCCUCACUCUCCCAACUGGAAUGCCAUCUACCGCAUCAUCAGCGGGGACCCCUCUGGCCACUUCACCAUCCGGACAGACCCUGUCACCAAUGAGGGCAUGGUAACUGUGGUCAAGGCAGUCGACUACGAGAUGAACAGAGCAUUCAUGCUGACAGUGAUGGUAUCCAACCAAGCACCCCUGGCCAGUGGAAUCCAGAUGUCCUUCCAGUCGACAGCAGGAGUCACCAUUUCAGUUACGGAUGUCAACGAAGCGCCGUACUUCCCAACAAACCACAAGCUAAUCAGGCUGGAGGAAGGCGUGCCCACAGGGACGGUCCUCACGACCUUUUCAGCUGUAGAUCCCGAUCGCUUCAUGCAGCAGGCAGUAAGAUACUCUAAGCUGUCAGAUCCUGCAAACUGGCUGAACAUUAAUGCCACAAAUGGUCAGAUCACUACUGCUGCUGUCCUUGAUCGAGAGUCAGACUACAUUAAGAAUAAUGUCUACGAGGCCACAUUCUUGGCGGCUGACAAUGGUAUACCCCCAGCCAGCGGCACUGGCACUCUGCAGAUCUACCUAAUCGACAUCAACGAUAAUGCUCCUGAGCUCCUGCCAAAGGAAGCACAGAUCUGUGAAAAGCCGAACCUGAAUGUCAUCAAUAUAACAGCCGCAGAUGCUGACAUCGAUCCAAACGUUGGGCCCUUUGUCUUUGAGCUGCCAAGUGUGCCAUCUGCGGUGAGAAAGAACUGGACCAUAACACGACUGAAUGGUGAUUACGCCCAGCUUAGUUUACGGAUCAUGUACCUGGAAGCCGGUGUGUACGAUGUGCCAAUCAUCGUGACGGACUCAGGAAACCCCCCCUUGUACAACACAUCCAUCAUCAAAGUGAAGGUGUGCCCAUGUGAUGAGAACGGUGACUGUACCACCAUUGGGGCGGUGGCUGCUGCAGGACUGGGUACGGGAGCCAUCAUCGCCAUCCUGAUCUGCAUCAUUAUCUUACUAACCAUGGUGCUGCUGUUUGUGGUGUGGAUGAAGCGCCGGGAGAAGGAGCGGCACACCAAGCAGCUCCUCAUUGACCCCGAGGAUGACGUGAGGGACAACAUCCUGAAGUACGACGAGGAGGGCGGUGGAGAAGAAGAUCAGGAUUACGACUUAAGCCAGCUCCAGCAGCCAGAGACCAUGGAUCACGUGCUGAACAAGGCACCUGGAGUCCGAAGGGUGGAUGAGAGACCGAUCGGUGCUGAGCCACAGUAUCCUAUAAGACCAGUAAUCCCCCAUCCAGGGGAUAUUGGUGACUUUAUAAAUGAGGGCCUGCGUGCGGCGGACAACGACCCCACAGCCCCCCCGUACGACUCACUGCUGGUCUUUGACUACGAGGGCAGCGGCUCCACCGCCGGCUCCGUCAGUUCCCUCAACUCCUCCAGCUCCGGGGACCAGGACUACGACUACCUGAACGACUGGGGGCCGCGCUUCAAGAAGCUGGCGGACAUGUAUGGAGGAGGCGAGGAGGAUUGAACUGACCUCACUUAUUUAAAAAAAA